UUUGUUGCUUGUUUCCUCAGGUGGAGGCGGACGAAUCGUUGAGCGAGCAAAUCAAAAUGGCGAGCCAAGAAGAGUCUGUGAGGGAGUUCGUUGCUGUUACUGAUGUGGACGAGGAGAGGGCCCGGUUUUUCCUGGAGUCCGCUGGCUGGGAUUUGCAGCUUGCACUCGCCAGUUUCUUUGAAGACGGAGCUGAUGACGACAUAGUGACCCUUCCUCAACCUGAAGGAGGAUCCUCGGUCUCCCGGUCUGCAGGGCCAUGUGUUCAGCCCAGAGUGACCUCCUUGAGAGAUUUGAUGCAUGAGGCUGAGGAGGAGAGUGAUGAGGAGGAAGGCCAAAGGUUUUUUGCAGGAGGAUCAGAGCGCAGCGGACAGCAGAUCGUUGGGCCUCCAAAGAAGAAGAGCUCCAAUGAAGUGGUCGAGGAUUUGUUCAAGGGGGCCAGGGAACAUGGAGCCGUGCCUCUAGACCGCACUGGGAAAGGGCUAGGAGAGCCCAGCAAAUCCAAGGCGUUCUUUGGCGGAGGCUACAGGCUAGGUGCAGCUCCUGAGGAGGAGUCAGCCUAUGUGGCUGGAGAGAAACGAGCCUCAAACAGCCAGCAAGAUGUCCAUGUGGUGCUGAAACUGUGGAAGACAGGUUUCAGUCUGGAUGAUGGUGAACUCAGAAACUACAGUGACCCUGGCAAUGCCAACUUCCUUGAAGCAAUCAGAAGGGGGGAGAUUCCCCUGGAGUUGAGACAGCGAUCUCGAGGGGGUCAGGUCAACCUUGACAUGGAGGACCACAGGGAUGAGGACUUCACCAAACCCAAGGUUGCCUUCAAGGCUUUUGGAGGUGAAGGACAGAAGUUGGGAAGUGCCACCCCAGAGUUGAUUUCAGCUCCAGCCACCUCCCAGCAGGACCAGGCUGCCAACGAGGCCCAGGCCAGUGCCUCAGUGAACCUCGACCCCUCCCAGCCUGUGACCAACAUUCAGAUCCGACUGGCUGAUGGCGGCAGGCUGGUCCAAAGGUUCAACCAUACCCACAGGGUUUCUGACCUGCGACAGUUCGUGGUGGCGGCCCGGCCCGCCAUGGCUGCCAGAGAGUUUGUUCUCAUGACCACCUUCCCCAACAUGGAGCUGUCGGACGAGAGCAAGACGCUGCAGCAGGCCAACCUCCUCAAUGCUGUCAUCGUCCAGCGGCUAAAGUGAGGAGGGGGUGGGUGUGUAUGUGUAAGAGCAAAACACCCCACCCCACCCCACCCUCUGGUGGUGUGGCUUUGUAACUGCUGCGCUGUGAAACCUGCUGCCCCCCCUCUGAGGGAGGAGAAAACGUGGACUUAUGUAUGAACUUGUAAUUUCUGAGUUUUGAUUUUCUAAAGUGAAACAUAACAUUCUGCCCCCCAUCCCACUCCCACGCCCCCCCCUCCCUCUGUGGCCUGUGAUGGCAGUAAUGAGGAGGGGUAACUAAAAAUCUUCUUGAAUGGAACAGAGUUGAUGUCAGAGCUAUUGGAAAGCCAAAUAGAUGCUGUAGAGUUGUGGUUCUGAUGGGAAUGUGUUGACCUGAAAGCAAUUUCUGGUUUAACCCAGAAAACACAGCAGCAGCCAAGCUUUCGGAAGAGCGGUUUGGGUGCAGAGAUGUUUACUAAACGUUGCUCUUUUUCUCAUUAACUUCCCAUUAACAUCCCCACUUCUCCUCUUCUGUUAACCUUAACUGGACCCUUACUAUCAGAUGCUGUGGCAUCACCAGGUUCAUGCAGCAGCACUUCUGGUUUGUCUCUGUUACAGUAGCACAAACCAGACCCACAUGAGGAAUACUAGUCUUAUUAAAGUAGAAGUACAUAUUCAUAGUGUGGUUUUGUACAGGUUUCCAUUUCUUUUUAGAAAGAGAAGUGUAAUGAUGUGACAAAACACAAAGGAUUUUUUCUUUUCCACAAAGCAACUUAUACCAGUAGCCUUACUCUCCUUCAUUCACCUGCAGAACUACACCUCUCCCUUUGUUUAAAUGAAGAUGGAGUUAUUUUUUUAAACUGCCUUUUUUGUCCCUCCCCCCCCCCUUACAGAUUGUCCCAGUUAGUGGCAUUUUGAUAUAGUGUAACAUGAAAACCAGUUACACUUUUCUUGACUGUCAAACCAAUGGUUGAGCAAAAGAUCAUAUAGAUUGUGAACACUGGUUUGUAGUAGUGGAAUUCCUAUGACACAUUGACAUCUUCUAUGCAUCCUGGGGCAACAUAGAAAUAUGCUUGGACCUCUGGUAAAAUAAAUCCAUUUUAUGGUUGAUGUAUAAAGAA
Molecule: messenger RNA, 2260 nt
Organism: Scatophagus argus
Lineage: Eukaryota; Metazoa; Chordata; Actinopteri; Scatophagidae
Gene: nsfl1c
Product: NSFL1 (p97) cofactor (p47)
Exons: 9
Coding region: 57-1181 (374 amino acids)
Biological process (GO): proteasome-mediated ubiquitin-dependent protein catabolic process; membrane fusion; Golgi organization
Cellular component (GO): nucleus; cytosol
Molecular function (GO): ubiquitin binding
Source: RefSeq, a predicted model, not a curated record